Messenger RNA from Aphanomyces astaci, 225 nucleotides. RefSeq lists its product as hypothetical. The transcript has 2 exons. Lineage: Eukaryota; Oomycota; Saprolegniomycetes; Saprolegniales; Verrucalvaceae. The record is from RefSeq and is a predicted model, not a curated record. The coding region runs from base 1 to 225 and encodes 74 amino acids.
AUGCUAUCGGCGUCCCUCGGCGCGAAAUCCAUCUUGCGCCUCCUGCCGUUCGUUGAUGUCACGAUACCUCAAGGUUGUGACGAACCUGUCGUUGACGCCACGCAUGCCAAGAAGAAGCAGCUGUCGUUUGCCGAUGAACAUGGCAUUGCCUUGGUACAACGACACGUGUUUGAUGUUUCGCACCCAUGGAAGGACGCGUCCAGUUCCCUGCACUCUAGACUUUGA